Ogataea angusta is the source of this 1935-nucleotide messenger RNA. RefSeq lists its product as uncharacterized. The record is from RefSeq and is a predicted model, not a curated record. Gene Ontology annotation, cellular component: ubiquitin ligase complex. Lineage: Eukaryota; Fungi; Ascomycota; Pichiomycetes; Pichiales; Pichiaceae. The transcript has a single exon. Bases 1 to 1935 code for a protein of 644 amino acids. Gene Ontology annotation, biological process: protein monoubiquitination; protein polyubiquitination. Gene Ontology annotation, molecular function: ubiquitin-ubiquitin ligase activity.
AUGGACAGCUCCUUGAGUGACGAAGUGAUGGAGGAUGUCCUGCCUUCCUUUCAAAUGCAUAAUCAGCUCUUUAACAGAACGGUUUUGGACCCCGGGGAUGAGAUAGAACUCCCCGGAUACGAGGAAACGAGCUGUCCUUAUUCUGCAAGAGGACUUGCGUCCGAAGAGCAGGUUUCACCCUUACAGAAUCCAGAUUUAUUGGUUUUGAACAAUCUCAAGAGUCUGCGAAAAAUAAACGCACCAGUGCAGAUUACAAUUACCUUCACAAACCAAUCGCCUUUGUUUGGUGAACCUUAUGAGAGCAGGCCUCCAUUGCUUUGCUUCUAUCCAGGAGAUGUGGUGAAUGGACUUGUAACUAUUGAGAACACUGGUAAUGGUAUCAUACCGUUUGAAAUGUUUUUUGUCUCUUUGGACGGAGUUGCUACCAUACCCCAGAAUGGUGAUUCCGGGACAGAAUGUACCUACCAAAAACACUGUUUCUUGAAAAGUUUCGAUCUAGCGGCCUGCUUUCACGAGUGUGAUUUUCAGCAACUCGAGAAGAGUCCCUGUACGGGAAAAGAUCCCGUUGAUGGUGCCAUCUUUGGGCUCCCCAACAGCAGAAAGUUGCAGCCGCGAACAAAGUACAAAAAAGCAUUUGCUUUCCGACUACCAUCUUUCUUGCUGGACAGUGCUUGCAACCAUCAGUACGAGAGCCAUUUGCAGGCGCCCUCAAGUCUAGGAGUGAACCCCUUCGCCAACAACGGAAGAGCUGCAAAGGCCAAAAUUAGCGAGCGCUUGGGAUACGGUUGCCUGGACGAGCAAGGCGCUCCUAUUGUCACUCAAACCUUCAACGAGCCUGGACAAUCGGUAUCCUAUUCCCUCAACGUCCAUAUCUUGGCACGGAGUGAGGAGAUAGCCAAAAGUGUCGAUGAGCAGAAAAGCUAUGAACUUCCAUUCGUGAUCUUGGAGGAAAGCAGCGCGUUUUUGAGGUUCACAAAUACGAACAAUCCCGUUAUCGAUGAGGAUGAAGACCUCCAGUUGCAGGUGGAUAAGAUUGAGCACCAGGCAGCUGAGCUAGAAGUGACUCUUGAGGAGAAGUGCAAGCUUCGGAGAAUUGGGGUCACCGAUCAAAACGUACUUGAAAGUGUUGUCGCCACGGAUUACAUUGUCAAGAAAAAGAGGGGCAGGGAGCAGGAAGAUUUAGACUUGUCUGGCAUUCAAAAGAUCAAGCUGAACAGAGGGUUUCUCAAAGGGGAGGCUGAAUUUGAGGUGCAAGUCCAGUGUAAUGGACAGAUUGUGUUGCACUCAUUUGAGCCCGCAAGUCUUGGACCGGAAAGGGUAACUUUACAUAAGACCUUUUCUAACGACAUACUGUCAGGCCCGAACAGUAUCCAUAUGUUCAAGAAGGCAGCUUCUGCCACUAUCUUACCAAGCAUAAAAUCUGGUGAAGUACUUAUUUCCCUGAAGUCUUUGGAUGGAGUGCUACCAAAAGAGAUAGUGGUAGAGCCGAGCCUACGAGUUGUCAAUAUGCACUCUAGAGCACAUAUUCCAUUGCAUUUUGGUCUAAAGGGCACAGGGAGGUUCUACAAUUACCGGACUUUCGUUGGUAUCAAUAGGCGAUUCGAGGGAUGGGACGCACAGCUAAAAACGCUCUGUAAGGAACUAGGGCAGCCUCUCCCGAGACAGUUACACGAGGAUAUCUUGGGACUGAAAUAUCUAAGAUACCGCGAGCACAGAAUUGACCUAUUUGAGCCGCAACGAGUCCAGCUUAAUUGGAGACCCGCUGGGCCUCAUCAUGAAUCCGAGUUUACUGCAGCGAUUGUUCUUGAUGUGAAAAAAGCUGAAAGCUUCCAUAUUAUUCCCGAAUUCCAAACAUGUUUCCUUGCCAGACAGUACGUGCUUGAUCUUAAAAUCGGAAAAGGUGGAGUUUUGGCGUUACCACUGACGGUCUAUUGA